This is a messenger RNA of Ornithodoros turicata, 2570 nucleotides long. RefSeq names its product casein kinase II subunit alpha-like (gene CkIIalpha). Bases 323 to 1753 code for a protein of 476 amino acids. Gene Ontology annotation, cellular component: nucleus; protein kinase CK2 complex; cytosol. Gene Ontology annotation, biological process: peptidyl-serine phosphorylation; peptidyl-threonine phosphorylation; regulation of cell cycle. Gene Ontology annotation, molecular function: protein serine/threonine kinase activity; ATP binding. The record is from RefSeq and is a predicted model, not a curated record. Lineage: Eukaryota; Metazoa; Arthropoda; Arachnida; Ixodida; Argasidae. The transcript has 9 exons.
UGUUCUCUGGCCUCGUCUUCGCUCUCGGCGGGCCGGGCGCCAUUUUGUAAUGUUGUACUGGGUUUAACCCUAUUCUUCGACGGGCUAUAUACAGUUCUUGUAACCAAUCGUGACCUUGGUGAAUUAUUUGUAGGUAUCAGUGAACACUUCUUUAGCAUAUCUACUUACUUAACCCCCGAUCGUAGCCUGUUUGAUCCCGUAGAACAGAUCGCGCGAGAACCAAAUCAGCCGCAGCACCGAUAACUAUGCAUACCGGUGUCUUCAGUGAACCCUUUUGCCGCUGAUCGUACCGUUUUUAUGCUUAGUAACCGGCACGCGCCGAAUGUUUCGUGCAGUUUUGCCCCUGGCCGUCUCUGUGGGUGUGUUUGUAUGCACUAAAUUAACCUUUUUCGCCUUACAAGACCAAACUGGCGCUGACGAGACUUGUACAGGCAACGUGCUAGCCCUAAAUCCCGUUUGGCUGUUGUGUUGUGGUGUUGUGGGCAGGCAGCUAAGAGGCGUUGGCAUUGGCAGAGGAGUCUGCAGGAGCGUUAGUAGCGGAAGAAGACACAGUGGGGCCUUCCUGGGCGGUGCUUCCCCCAUGCCUCUGCCCAGCAGGUCGCGCGUAUACCCGGACGUCAACUCCCACCGCCCCCGGGACUACUGGGACUAUGAGUCACACGUCGUAGAGUGGGGGUAUGUCUGCUCUUCAUUGCAUGCUCAUGUUCAAGAUGACUACCAACUGGCUCGUAAGUUGGGCCGUGGCAAGUACAGUGAAGUCUUCGAAGCCAUCAAUAUUGCAAAUAACGAAAAAUGUGUUGUCAAGAUUCUCAAACCGGUAAAGAAGAAGAAGAUAAAGCGCGAGAUCAAGAUCCUGGAAAACCUGCGCGGAGGUCCCAAUAUUGUAACCCUGCAGGCAGUGGUGAAGGACCCAGUGUCUCGGACCCCCGCCCUCAUCUUCGAGCACGUGAACAACACAGACUUCAAGCAGCUGUACCAGACGCUGACGGACUAUGACAUCCGCUUCUACCUGUAUGAACUGCUGAAGGCGUUGGACUACUCUCACUCUAUGGGAAUCAUGCACCGGGACGUGAAGCCUCACAAUGUCAUGAUUGACCAUGAGUGCCGGCGGCUGCGUCUCAUUGACUGGGGCCUGGCCGAGUUCUACCACCCAGGGCAAGAGUACAACGUACGGGUCGCCUCCCGAUAUUUCAAGGGGCCCGAACUCCUCGUAGACUACCAGAUGUAUGACUAUUCCUUGGACAUGUGGAGUCUGGGUUGCAUGCUAGCCAGCAUGAUCUUCAGGAAGGAGCCUUUCUUCCAUGGCCACGACAACUAUGACCAGUUGGUGCGUAUUGCCAAAGUUCUGGGCACAGAAGAACUAUUUGAGUACCUGGAAAAAUACCAGAUUGAGUUGGACCCAAGGUUUAACGACAUUUUAGGAAGGCACUCACGCAAACGGUGGGAGCGAUUCGUGCACAGCGAUAACCAACACCUGGUGACAGCAGAGGCACUGGACUUCUUAGACAAACUGCUCCGUUACGACCACCAGGAACGUCUAACGGCACGAGAAGCCAUGGAGCACCCCUACUUCUACCCAGUCUCCAAGGAGCAACAAAGUAAGUUGAUGGAACGGCUGACGGCCCACGGCAGCUCUCCUCCCCCUACGGCCACGGCAGCUCUGGGCUCGAACACGCUUAGCGGCCUACCCACAUCUCCGGUCACAUCCCCCAGCGUGGCCUCCCUCCCCAACACAACAUCGGCCCAGUCGUAAAGGCACUCGGCCCAAACAGCCCUCCCCGGCGGGUCACACCUGAGAGCGGCAGGUCUCGGCACCCCGGGGCCGGGGACCUUCACCUCCCGAAAUGCCCUAAAAAAGUACACACACAGGAAAAGAGAGAGAGAGAGAGAAAAAAAAGAAAGCGAAACAUCACCUCCAGGGCAAGACAAAGACAGUAGACAUCAUCAAUGCCGCCUCUGCCAUCGCUGAAGAAGAGAACCGGGAGUGCGAACGUCCCCAGGGAAAAAACGAAAAAAAAAAACAUUUUUAGAAAGUGAACAUUGUUGACGAAAAAGCAUUUUUUUUUCUUUUCUGACAUGCGUUCCUUCCAGCGCGCUCGUUUUCUCUCUUCCCUCCACAUAAGAAAGCAAAACAGUGACUCGUGGUCCCCUCCCCCACCCAUUCCUCCUCCUCCUCCUCCUCCUCCUCCUCCUCCUCCUCCUCCUCCUCCUCUUCCUCCUCCUUCCUCUUUGGUGUGUGAAUGUUUGCCUUGUCUGUCAUUUUGUUUUAAUCCACCUUGUUCUUUUGGGUAGCACAUGCCACUCCAUUUUUUAUUUGUUCAGUUGGUUGAUAUUGAAAGACUGUUCCACACAUACCCACACACAUGCCUUGCUGGGAAAGCGCAAGUGCUCCUAUUGUGCUUCUCGCAGGUUUUCUCUUGCCCCCCCCCUCCUCUCCUCCCAUUUUAGUUUAGCAGUUGCCUGUUUUCCCUCACCUCACCCUUCCCCUGUCUUCUUGUUUGUGCGUGCAGAAAAUGAGAGAAGCUAGGGAAGAGAGAAGGAUGUUGAAUAAAGACAUGUUUCUUUCUGCC